AUGUCAGACGUCGAAGACAUGGACGUGGAUCCGCCACGCAACGACAUCAAGUUCUCCGCCGACAACAGCAGCAAGGGCAAGCGCAGCACGGCGGCCAACCUGCCCGUCGAGGCCGAGGACACGCUGCCGUGGGUCGAAAAGUACCGCCCCGUAUCGCUCGCCGACGUGUCGGGCCACCAGGACAUUCUGGCGACGAUCAACAAGUUUGUCGACUCGAACCGGCUGCCGCAUCUGUUGCUGUACGGACCGCCCGGCACGGGCAAGACGUCGACCAUCCUGGCGCUGGCGCGGCGGAUCUACGGCGCGGCCAAUGUGCGGCAGAUGGUGCUGGAGCUCAACGCGUCCGACGACCGCGGCAUCGACGUGGUGCGGGAGCAGAUCAAGACGUUUGCGUCGACGAAGCAGAUUUUUGCCGCCAAGCCGGCGACGGCAGCAGCGACAGGUGCUGGCGCUGGCGCUGGUGCCGAAAGCGCCAGUGGCCGCGACGGCGGCGCCAGCCUCGCCACGUUCAAGCUCAUCAUCCUCGACGAGGCCGACGCCAUGACCAACACGGCGCAAAUGGCCCUGCGCCGCAUCAUGGAAAAGUACACGUCCAACACGCGGUUCUGCAUCAUUGCCAACUACGCGCACAAGCUGUCGCCGGCGCUGCUGUCGCGGUGCACGCGCUUCCGGUUCAGCCCGCUCAAGGAAGCCGACAUUCGCUCGCUGGUCAACCGCGUCAUCGACGAGGAGGGCGUGCAGAUCAUGCCCGCGGCGGCCGACGCGCUGGUGACGCUGAGCCGCGGCGACAUGCGGCGCGCGCUCAACGUGCUGCAGGCGUGCCACGCGUCGAGCACGCCGCUGCGUGGCCAGGACGACGACAAGGACAAGGACAAAAACGCACCCGUGGUCCGCGAGAUGAUUACGACCGAGACCAUUUACAACUGCAUUGCGGCGCCGCCACCGGACGCGGUCCGCGAGAUUCUGCAGACGCUGCUGACGACGACCGACGUCACGUCGUGCCUCAACACGAUCCAUGCGCUCAAGGUGGCGCGCGGUCUGGCGCUGGCGGACAUCGUCACGGCGCUGGCCGAGGAGAUUGUCAAGGUGGAGGCAAGCCCCAAGGUCAUGGUGGCGUGGCUCAGCGGGCUGGCGGACAUUGAGCACCGGGUCGCGAGCGGCGCGGGCGAGACUGUGCAAACAGGGGCACUGGUGGGCGUGAUCCGGAGCGGAUGCGAGAUGAUGAGCGCAUAA
Messenger RNA from Sporothrix brasiliensis 5110, 1233 nucleotides. RefSeq names its product replication factor C subunit 3/5. Gene Ontology annotation, molecular function: DNA binding; ATP binding; DNA clamp loader activity. NCBI's taxonomy places the organism in Eukaryota, Fungi, Ascomycota, Sordariomycetes, Ophiostomatales, Ophiostomataceae. Bases 1 to 1233 code for a protein of 410 amino acids. The record is from RefSeq and is a predicted model, not a curated record. Gene Ontology annotation, biological process: DNA-templated DNA replication; DNA repair. Gene Ontology annotation, cellular component: Rad17 RFC-like complex; Elg1 RFC-like complex; nucleus. The transcript has a single exon.